GUGGGGCGGGGCCAGGGCGGGUGCGCGGCGGCGGCGGGGUGGCUGGGCCGGCGGCGGCGGCGGUACGAGGCGCGCGCUCGGGGUCCCGGUCGCGAGGAGGAGGAGGAGGAUGUGGCGCGCGGAGGGGAAAUGGCUGCCGAAAACAAGCCGGAAGAGCGUUUCCCAAAGUGUAUUCUGCGGAACUAGCACCUACUGUGUUCUCAACACCGUGCCACCUAUAGAAGAUGAUCAUGGGAACAGCAAUAGUAGUCAUGUAAAAAUAUUUUUACCGAAAAAGCUGCUUGAAUGUCUGCCGAAAUGUUCAAGUUUACCAAAAGAGAGGCACCGAUGGAACACUAAUGAGAGAUCAUGAUGCAGCCGUCCUUUUGGAUUUCUUUUUAAUAAUGUGUGACCCUUCACCUUUGAUCCCCUGACCUGCAUUACCUUGGUAACCAUUUCAUUUUUUAAUUUAAUUUCAUUUUUUAAUUUUGGUGUACAAGCUGUAACAUUUCAUCUUUCAAAGUGUAACACGCUGAUUUCCUCAAAUAGAUAUACCCCUUUGAGCGAUAAAUUUGCAAAAUGCUGUCUUCAUUUUCUGUAUUAAAAUUCAUUUCGGUUUU
This is a messenger RNA of Nycticebus coucang (slow loris), 599 nucleotides long. Its product is annotated as calmodulin-binding transcription activator 1-like. The record is from RefSeq and is a predicted model, not a curated record. The transcript is spliced from 4 exons. The coding region runs from base 110 to 352 and encodes 80 amino acids. Lineage: Eukaryota; Metazoa; Chordata; Mammalia; Primates; Lorisidae.